CUAUUCCUCAGAGAUAUAUAAGCAGAAGAGAGCAGAAGAGACAUUAACAGUCUAUCCUAAAGCAAGUCGUAGAGAAAAUAAUCCAUCUUUUUAAAGAAAAUCGAAGGCAUACAACUACACAUUCCUUUUUUUGUAAGCACUCAUCAAUGGCGGCCAUGGCGUCAAUGAUGAUGAAAGCGCCCUCAGCCCUUAACUGCGGGGCACUCCAAAGGAUUAGUGUGGGUAAUAUCAGUAGAUUGCCUCACAGCAGCCUCAUAAUCAAGUGCAUGGCAAAGGAUCCACAGGAAACGUCCCCUACUGAAGGUGUUUCAUCUUCAACCUCUUCAAAGAUGAGCACGAGGUUUGGCGACCUAUUUGCGUUCUCUGGGCCCGCACCCGAGAUCAUCAACGGAAGGGCGGCCAUGUUGGGCUUCGCGUCAGCCAUUGCAGUGGAGGUGUCAAGCGGAAGAGAUUUGUUUUCCCAGGUGAAUAAUGGAGGACUGUCUUGGUUUCUCAUAACUGCAGGAUUAUUGACGACAGCGUCGGUGGUGCCUUUGUUUAAGGGAAUAUCGACAGAGAGCAAGUCACAGCCUUUUUUUUCAUCCACGGCAGAAAUGUGGAAUGGGCGCUUUGCUAUGCUUGGCCUGAUCGCAUUAGCCUUCACCGAGUACGUCAAGGGUGGACCACUUGUGUAAACACCAUGAUAGUUCUUCAUAAUCAAACAUAGGCUCCAAUUUUGAAAGCUCUCAAACGGCAUUCCGUGCUCUAGUAGAGUUUUCAUGUACUGUUUAGCAUGUCGUACAGCUCAAUUAUACAUAUAAACUUAUUAAAAUUUGAGCCAUACAUUAUAAAGAAAUUUUAGUUCAAAUGU
This is a messenger RNA of Cryptomeria japonica (Japanese cedar), 850 nucleotides long. RefSeq names its product early light-induced protein 2, chloroplastic. The transcript is spliced from 3 exons. The record is from RefSeq and is a predicted model, not a curated record. The coding region runs from base 147 to 674 and encodes 175 amino acids. Lineage: Eukaryota; Viridiplantae; Streptophyta; Pinopsida; Cupressales; Cupressaceae.